CCGGCGGCGGCGGCGCCGCGCUCCCUCCAGCCGCGCCCGCGCAGCCCCCGCAGGAGUAAAUAUCAGUAUGACUGCAGUCUGAGGAAGGGCUUCUGUGUUCCUACCAAAAGCUUGCUGGUGCAGAGGAACAGUGCAAGGAGAGCAGCAAGGGCAUUUUGAGCUACCAUGGAUAUCCCCACCGAUUUGGUGCCAUCGUCCAUGAUGUCCCAGCCUGAGGUGAUUGAGUCUACAGCCAUGAGUGAACCACAGUGCUACUACAAUGAAACCAUUGCCUUCUUUUAUAACCGAAGUGGAAAAUAUCUAGCCACUGAAUGGAACACUGUCAGCAAGCUUGUAAUGGGACUGGGGAUUACCGUCUGCAUCUUCAUAAUGCUCGCCAACCUCUUGGUUAUGGUGGCUAUUUAUGUGAAUCGCCGAUUCCACUUUCCUAUUUAUUACUUAAUGGCCAACUUAGCUGCUGCGGACUUUUUUGCAGGGCUGGCCUACUUUUACUUAAUGUUCAACACAGGACCCAACACUAGAAGACUGACUGUAAGCACCUGGCUUCUCCGUCAGGGUCUCAUUGAUACCAGUCUGACAGCCUCUGUAGCCAAUUUGUUGGCCAUUGCUAUUGAGCGGCACAUUACAGUUUUCCGAAUGCAGCUGCACACUCGGAUGAGCAACCGCCGAGUGGUCGUUGUCAUUGUUGUUAUCUGGACUAUGGCCAUCGUCAUGGGUGCCAUACCAAGUGUCGGAUGGAACUGUAUUUGUGAUAUCACCCACUGCUCCAACAUGGCACCGCUCUAUAGUGACUCCUACCUGGUCUUCUGGGCUAUUUUCAACCUGGUCACUUUUGUGGUCAUGGUGGUCCUAUACGCUCACAUCUUUGGGUAUGUUCGCCAAAGGACUAUGAGAAUGUCCAGACACAGUUCUGGACCCCGCAGGAAUCGGGACACCAUGAUGAGCCUCCUGAAGACUGUGGUCAUUGUGCUUGGUGCUUUCAUAAUCUGCUGGACCCCAGGAUUAGUCUUGCUGCUCCUCGAUGUUUGCUGUCCCCAGUGCAACGUCCUGGCCUAUGAAAAAUUCUUCCUUCUCCUGGCAGAGUUCAACUCUGCCAUGAACCCCAUCAUCUACUCCUACCGGGACAAGGAGAUGAGUGCGACGUUCAAGCAGAUCCUGUGCUGCCAGCGCAGCGAGAGCGCCAACGGCCCCACCGAAGGCUCGGACCGCUCAGCCUCCUCCCUCAACCACACCAUCUUGGCUGGCGUCCACAGCAACGACCACUCCGUGGUGUGAAGCCACAGCCAGCCGCCUCACCGACAAAGAGCAGCGGGCGACGCUCGGGCGGGGCAGGUGCGUGGCCCCAGGGAAGGUAACCCACUCACGUUUUCUCAAACACUAAUGGACUACAAGUGCAUCUUUUCUGGGGGCGACGUACCAGCGCAGACUGCCCUGUCCACAGGAUUGGCCAUGCUGCAAAGCCUUUGAUUUCUACUUUGAAAAAGUAGAAAGUAGUUGCUUUGCAGAAGAGGCCAUCAAUAACCACGGAAAGCCUUGCUGAGACUUUGUUGGACUUUGCUGCAUCUUGGUGCCAGUCUGAAUCAACUCUGAUUAAUUAAGCUUAUACCUGCUUCACUGCAUUUACAUGUAGCCACUUAGUAUUUUUAAAAAGGGAGUAAAGGGGAUAAAACUAUGCCUAUCAUUUAAUAGACAUGUAAUAUGUAUCACCAUCAGCAUGCUUGUGAUGAACAUUUUCUGUGCAGGGAGUAAAACUGUGCUCUAGUCUUUGUAUCCUUAGCCACACUGUCAUAACUACAGUAAAAAGAAAAGUAUUUUUUUCUAACACAGGCAAGAGGAAGAUGAGGGAAACUGACUCUUCUUACCUUCAUUACUGGUGUUAGAGAAUGCAUGUUCUGUGUGUAUGCAGAUUGUUUUAAUUAUGAAAAAAAAAAAAAAAAGCUCUUUGUAAAGUCUGCCGGAAAGUAGAAAAACAUAGACUGUAUUCCAGUGUUUGUUUAGAUUAUGAAAUAAACAGUACUUUAGUCACAA
Molecule: messenger RNA, 2028 nt
Organism: Pyrgilauda ruficollis (rufous-necked snowfinch)
Lineage: Eukaryota; Metazoa; Chordata; Aves; Passeriformes; Passeridae
Gene: LPAR1
Product: lysophosphatidic acid receptor 1
Exons: 4
Coding region: 166-1275 (369 amino acids)
Biological process (GO): phospholipase C-activating G protein-coupled receptor signaling pathway; neurogenesis
Cellular component (GO): membrane
Molecular function (GO): lysophosphatidic acid receptor activity
Source: RefSeq, a predicted model, not a curated record